AAGCCCUUGAUUACUUUGUAACAAAAGUGUGCAAGUUAUUUCUCCGCCUCAGACUCUGCCUCUGGGCUGUCUCUCCCGUUCCAGAGCCCCGGUACCAGAAUAUUUAAAUCACUGUGGCGUUAAAUACGUUUUAAUAUCUGAUAGGGCCAGUUUCUGCGCAUUGCACUUUUUUUUUUUCCUUUCAGGAACGUGUUCGGGCCCGCGGCAGGGGGCGGGGUCGCGCCUCCGCCUCGGCUCUGGUUCCAGCCGAGCCUCACUGACGCCGCCGCCGAGAUGGAAAUCCCGAGGCUGCUCCCCGCUCGCGGGACACCACAGGGCGGCGGCGGCGGCGGCUGCUGCCCCGCGGGUGGCGGCGGGGUCCACCGAGCCCCGGACUCUCUGGCUUGUCAGGCCCCCACGCGCCGCCUCCUACUGCUCCGGGGGGCCCAAGAUGGCGGGCCGGGGCCGCGGAGCGCAGAGGCCCAGAGGGCCUCACGGGGCCUGGGCCCGAGCCCCAGCACGAACCGGUUGGCGCCCAGGCCGGAUCACCCGAGCCGCGGCGGCGGCGGCAGCGGCGGCGGCGGCGGCGGCGGAGGAGGAGGAGGCGGAGGCGGCGGCGGCGGCGGAGGAGGAGGAGGAGGAGGAGGAGGAGGCGGCAGCGGUGGCAGCGGCGGCGGCAGCAGCGGCGGCGGCGGCGGCGACGACUUCUUCCUGUUGCUGCUUGACCCGGUGGGUGGCGAUGUAGAAACAGUGGGCUCGGAGCAGGCCGGAGGAGGAGGAGGAGGAGGAGGAGGAGGAGGAGGAGGAGGAGGAGGAGGAGGAGGAGGGCGGCCGGUGUGGAGGGAGGAGGCCGAGGCAGGCCCGGGGCCCGAGCGGCGGCCCGAGAGCCGCGCGAACCCCGCGGGGCGGCCCGAGCCGGGCCCCCGCUGCCUGUCGGCCGUCCCGGCUGCGUCGCCGCUGCCCGCGGCGGGCCCGGGCCCGGGCCCCGCGGCGGCCUUCGCGGGCACCAUCACUAUCCACAACCAGGACUUGCUGCUGCGCUUCGAGAACGGCGUCCUCACCCUGACCACGCCCCCGCUGCCGGCCUGGGAGCCGGGGGUCGCGCCUUUCCCGCAGCUGCCGCCGCCGCCGCCGCCGGGGGGACUGAUCGCCCCGCAGGCCGGGUUUCCGCCCGCCGCCGCGGCGCAGCUGGGCGACUGCCCCGAGCUGCCACCGGACCUCCUGCUGGCGGAGCCGGCGGAACCCGCGCCCGCCCCGGCGCCUCCGGAGGAGGAGGCCGAGGCCCCGGCCGCCGCCCAGAGCCCCCGCGGGCCUCUCGUCCCGGGCCCGGGCGUGGUGCUGUACCUGUGCCCCGAGGCGCAGUGCGGACAGACCUUCGCCAAGAAGCACCAGCUGAAGGUGCACCUGCUGACACACAGCAGCAGCCAGGGCCAGCGGCCCUUCAAGUGCCCCCUGAGCGGCUGCGGCUGGACCUUCACCACGUCUUACAAGCUCAAGAGACACCUGCAGUCGCACGACAAGCUGCGGCCAUUCGGCUGCCCGGUGGAGGGCUGUGGCAAGAGCUUCACCACCGUGUACAACCUGAAAGCGCACAUGAAGGGGCACGAGCAGGAGAACUCCUUCAAGUGCGAGGUGUGCGAGGAGAGCUUCCCCACGCAGGCCAAGCUCAGCACCCACCAGCGCAGCCACUUCGAGCCCGAGAGGCCUUACCAGUGUGCGUUCUCUGGCUGCAAGAAGACGUUCAUUACUGUGAGUGCCCUGUUUUCUCAUAACCGCGCCCAUUUCAGGGAACAGGAACUCUUUGCCUGCUCCUUCCCUGGCUGCAGCAAGCAGUAUGACAAGGCUUGCAGGCUCAAGAUUCACCUGCGCAGCCACACGGGAGAGAGACCUUUCCUUUGUGACUUUGACGGCUGCGGCUGGAACUUCACCAGCAUGUCCAAGCUCUUAAGACACAAGAGGAAGCACGAGGACGACCGCAGAUUCACCUGUCCCGUGGAGGGCUGUGGCAAGUCCUUCACCAGGGCCGAACACCUGAAAGGCCACAGCAUCACCCACCUGGGCACGAAGCCUUUCGUGUGCCCCGUGGAAGGCUGCUGUGCCAGGUUCUCCGCCCGGAGCAGUCUCUACAUCCACUCCAAGAAGCACCUGCAGGACGUGGGCGCUUGGAAAAACCGUUGCCCGGUCUCCACCUGUAACAAACUCUUCACGUCCAAGCACAGCAUGAAGACCCACAUGGCCAAGAGGCACAACCUCAGCCAGGACCUCUUGGCCCAGCUAGAAGCCGCCAACUCCCUGACGCCCAGCAGCGAGCUCACCAGCCAGGGGCAGAACGAUCUCAGUGGUGCAGAGCUGGUGUCUCUCUUCUCCGAUGUGCCUGGCCACAGUUCUGCUGCGGUGCUGGACACGGCCUUGGUCAAUUCUGGGAUCUUGACUAUUGACGUGGCCUCUGUGAACUCGACUCUCGCGGGAGGUCUCCCUGCCGAUAAUAAUAACCAUUCCUUAGGGCAAGCGGUGGACCCCCGGGCCCUGAGGGCCCCCAGUGACCUUCCCCAGAGUCUGGAUACCUCUCUCUUCUUCGGAACCUCGGUGACUGGUUAUCAGCAGAGCCCCUUAGACAUGGACGAUGUCUCCGGCGGAAACGUGGGGCUCUUUGGCUCCUUGGCUCUGAAAAACUCAAGCCUGGAGCCCCAGGUUUUGACGCCCAGCAAUAAGUUAACCGUGGACACGGAAGCUCUGACCCCCUCCAGCACCCUCUGUGAAAACAGUGUCUCCGAACUACUGACCCCUGCCAAAGCCGAUUGGAACGUGCAUCCCGAGUCUGACUUCUUUGGGCACGAGGAAGAAACCCAGUUUGGAUUCUCCAAUCCAACAGGAAGCCAUGGUUCUCAGAAAGAAACAGAUCUGAUCACGGUGACUGGCUCCCCCUUCUUGGUAUGAACCCAUUCUGCCUGUGCCCUGCCGUGUGGCUCACUUUUGUGACGCUCCAAUCUGAGGAUGUUCGGGAUGGAGUGCUUACGUGCAGUCGUUUCUUGCUGCCUUGCGAAGGGACGCGUCUGUGGACUUCAAAUUUAGAGAUUUAAAUUCUCAUCCCGAGUCUGGAACUGAUGAGUUCUGUGACCGUGAGCAAGUCUCUUAACCUAGCUGAGCCUUAAUUUUUUUUUU
Molecule: messenger RNA, 3141 nt
Organism: Peromyscus eremicus (cactus mouse)
Lineage: Eukaryota; Metazoa; Chordata; Mammalia; Rodentia; Cricetidae
Product: zinc finger X-linked protein ZXDB
Exons: 1
Coding region: 274-2916 (880 amino acids)
Biological process (GO): regulation of transcription by RNA polymerase II
Cellular component (GO): nucleus
Molecular function (GO): transcription coregulator activity
Source: RefSeq, a predicted model, not a curated record